Synchiropus splendidus (mandarinfish) is the source of this 4299-nucleotide messenger RNA. Its product is annotated as endoplasmic reticulum-Golgi intermediate compartment protein 2-like. NCBI's taxonomy places the organism in Eukaryota, Metazoa, Chordata, Actinopteri, Syngnathiformes, Callionymidae. The transcript has 14 exons. The record is from RefSeq and is a predicted model, not a curated record. Gene Ontology annotation, biological process: retrograde vesicle-mediated transport, Golgi to endoplasmic reticulum; endoplasmic reticulum to Golgi vesicle-mediated transport. Bases 2688 to 3821 code for a protein of 377 amino acids. Gene Ontology annotation, cellular component: endoplasmic reticulum; COPII-coated ER to Golgi transport vesicle; membrane.
GCGUCGACACUUGUUUAUAGCAGAGAUAUUACACUGCUUAACUGAAACAGAUUCGCACCAAACAUCACGACAGGACAAAAAAAGCUACCUAGUAUUUGAGUAGUCCCGUCUCUGGCCACUAGAGGCCCCUGCCAUGUGCCCCGCUGGUUGCAAGGGGGAUUUAAAUUUCUCAAGCUGUCAAUCAAAAGGCAUAAUAACAAGCUCCUUGUUCUGAGCCUCGCAAUGGAACCUCGUGAAAUAACACUCUUUUAGUAAGUAACGCGGGACUAAAAACGGGUAUCAUGCGUGCUUUAUUUCGGUGGAAGCAACGUGCAGCGCGAGGAGGAGAACACACCGGAGAGAGAAGUUAGUUGGACAACAAAGUGCGCCCGUCGUCACCUCGAAUAACCCGAGCAGCGAGUCCCUUCAGCAGCCACCGAAAGUGACCGAACAAGGCAAAGUUGAAGAGUGACGUGUGACUCGGGACCCCGACACGGUCAGGCUGUGUCAACACGUCAACGCUGAUAUGGCCGGCGAACCUCGGCAGAUACUGAAGAUACUACUCAACUAUGUGCUCUCCUUCCACGAAAUAUUGACUCCAAACAUCGAAACUGUGAGGCAAAACGGAUUUGGUGUGUGGAACAACCACAUUCCAGAGGGGGGUAACUUGUGUGUAGCCGGUUUAGCGGGACGGAAAACACUCUCGGAGGUAAAGUCGGGUCAAUAGAUUUAAAGCCCCCGCUAGCAGGCUAAGUUAGCAGCCCGUGCUAACAGCAUCGUCGUCUUUCUUGAACAAACACCACGUAAUGGCGGUGUCUCGCUCGCCAGUUGACUGAAUGACACUUAAAGUCACGUACCUGCCAUGAAACCAGUCCUUACAGAUGUCGCAUUCGAUCAUAAACCGGCUCACAUCGUACGGCUGCCGGCAGACACAGUACAGCGGGGCCGCCGCCAUCUUCCUACUGUCCCCAAACAACGCAGGAACGAAGCGGGGCGGGGAUCUAGCGAGGCGUCCGGGAACAGCCGAAGAUCGUCGAGGAUGCACGACCGCGGCCCUCGCUUGUGACGACACAGAAACGGGUCCUCGUGGAGCGCUGCCGCAAAACUGACGCUAAAAUGUUGUUGGGUCCAAGGGACGUAUUUUGCUGUGUAACCUUGCGUAUUAUAUCCAUAGAAAUAAACCAAAUAAAUGUAGAUGAAACUUUGUAAAAUUAAGCUUAUAGCUUUUUCAGUUAAACAUUUGGUCAAAAGUUUGACCGAGACCCAUGAGGGGUGAGACCAAGACCGAGACCCAUGAGGGGUGAGACCAAGACAGAGACCCAUGAGGGGUGAGACCAAGACCGAGACCCAUGAGGGGUGAGCCCAAGACCGAGACCCAUGAGGGGUGAGACCAAGACCGAGACCCAUGAGGGGUGAGACCAAGACAGAGACCCAUGAGGGGUGAGACCAAGACCGAGACCCAUGAGGAGUGAGACCAAGACCGAGACCCAUGAGGGGUGAGACCAAGACCGAGGCCCAUGAGGGAGAGACCGAGACCCAUGAGGGGUGAGACCAAGACCGAGACCCAUGAGGGGUGAGACCAAGACCGAGACCCAUGAGGGGUGAGACCAAGACCGAGACCCAUGAGGGGUGAGACCAAGACAGAGACCCAUGAGGGGUGAGACCAAGACCGAGACCCAUGAGGAGUGAGACCAAGACAGAGACCCAUGAGGGGUGAGACCAAGACAGAGACCCCUGAGGGGUCUAAAUGUAGAUUAAACUUUGUAAGAUUAAGAUUAUAGCACUUUCAGUUAAAAAUAAAGUGAAUUCGCAGCAGGCCACACUUCAGUCACGUUGUCAUGUGGCCCUGCGGUGUAGGAACAUGCUGGUGAGACACCUCCCCUCCGGGGUGUCCCUCUGACUCGUGGGUCGGCUCCGACAGCACCCAUCACCUCCCGCGCGCGCCCAUCUGCGCUGCCUUGCGUGAUCAACAGCAGGCUUGCGGGGUUCAUCAUGAGCUGUCGGCUCCCACAUGUGUUCCCUGCUUACGCCGCCCACAUCCCCCGCCAGAGAGAACACCCCAUGGUUGAUCACCCCUCAGCCACAGAAGCCAUCGGAACAGAACAGCUGAAGUCGCUUGUUGGGGACAACGAUAGUUGAAUAUUUGCGGCAUGCAUGACCUUCGACCUCUUCACCCUGAAUGAGGGUGGAAAUGCGCACGCCCUGGUGCUGGUCCGACUACUUCAUGGAUGUGAGUACCUGGUUCAGAGGUCCAGCUCUCUUCUCUGGACUCAUAUCAGGGUACAUUUUGAAUCUUUGAUGUCUAGUUUUUGGCCUCUCUACCUGUUGCUGCUGUGACGUCAGAUUGCCCCACUGUGGGGCUACUGAAGGGCAUCUCAUCUAAAGUGAAUCAGGCGAUCAAAGCGGUUCUGAGUCGACGCGCUCGUCCGCAACAUCGGGAGGCUGACCUCUGUGUGAGGCUGACACCUGCUGGACGAAGGCUGCAGUGCAUCGUGAUCCCGAAAGCUGCGCGUUCGCGUGUGUGGCGGGCGAGCGCACUGAGCUUCGUGUGACGUCACGACUCACCAAAUAAGGAAGCAAGUCCGCCCCCUGCUAGCGACCAUGGCUGGUGCACUGAAGCCCAAAUAUCUCUGAAUAACCGGAGGAAACAGGGACGUUAGUUCAGCGAUGGAAGCCUGAGGUGGUUCACUGGCGCAGGCGGCGACGUCAUGAGGCGCGUGACCCGGAGAAAAGCGCUCAGCCUGGUGAAGGAGCUGGACGCCUUCCCCAAGGUGUCCGAGAGCUACGUGGAGACCUCUGCCGCGGGUGGAACAGUGUCUCUGCUGGCCUUUGCCGCCAUCGCCCUGCUGGCUCUCCUGGAGUUCUUCGUCUACACAGACACGUGGAUGAAGUACGAGUACGAGGUGGACAAGGAUUUCUCCAGUAAACUGAGGAUAAACAUCGACAUCACCGUCGCCAUGAAGUGCCAACAUGUCGGCGCCGAUAUCUUGGACCUGGCCGAGACGAUGAUCACGUCCAGUGGUCUGCAGUAUGAACCUGUGGUCUUUGAUCUGACGCCACAACAGAGGCUCUGGCAGAGGACCUUGCUGCUGAUCCAGAACAGGCUGAGAGAAGAACACGCGCUGCAGGAAGUCCUCUACAAGACGCUGCUGCAGGACGCACCUACGGCUCUGCCGCCUCGGGAUGACUCCGCGGGGGAGCCGCUGGACUCCUGCAGGAUCCACGGACACGUCUACAUCAACAAGGUGGCGGGGAACCUCCACAUCACCGUGGGAAAGCCCAUCCAUCACCCACAGGGCCACGCCCACAUCGCUGCCUUCGUCAGCCAUGACACGUACAACUUCUCCCACCGAAUUGACCAUUUGUCCUUCGGGGAGCUGCUUCCAGGCAUCAUCAACCCUCUGGACGGGACGGAGAAGAUCACCGUCCACAACAACCAGAUGUUCCAGUACUUCAUCACGGUGGUGCCCACCAGACUCCACACCUCCAAGCUCUCAGCAGACACUCACCAGUUCUCCGUGACCGAGCGAGAGCGCGUGAUCAACCACGCCGCCGGCAGCCACGGCGUCUCCGGCAUCUUCAUCAAGUACGACACCAGCUCCCUGAUGGUGACGGUCAGCGAGCAGCACAUGCCGCUCUGGCAGUUCCUGGUGAGGCUCUGCGGCAUCGUCGGGGGGAUCUUCUCCACCACAGGGAUGCUUCACGGGCUGGUCGGCUUCUUCUUCGACGUCGUGUGUUGCCGCUUCAAGCUGGGAGUUUACAGGCCACGAGAGGAGGCGCCGCAGCAGAACCACAACCACCUGGAGACGCCUCUGCUGGCUGACGUGGGGCCUCCAGAGUAGAUCCAGGAGCCACGGAGCGCUGCAACAUGAGCUGAUGGCUAGUGACGUCUUUACUGUGUUUGUUUGGUUCCUGCACACAGAAAAACAAAACACUGAACCUGCUGUGUGUUUUUAAAUAAACGUGAGUCUGUACUUCCCACAGCAGCCACCAGGCGUCCUGUUAAGCAGCCUGAUGCCACGUGAUCCGUCAGAGACUCGGGUGGAGCUGAGGAGACCAGAACACAUGCACACAUGCUUGCAUCUCUAUCUGUAUGAGGACAGCUCAUAGCCAUCACCCUUUCCCCAGCCUCUCCCUCUAAACCUGACCAUCCAAAACACCUGAACCAGGACUCUGAACCAAACUGGAACCAUUUCUAAUAAGCUACUUUUACUGAGGUUUUAACCCUCUACACCUUGUGAGGACAUUUUGGCCUGUCCUCACAAGGUUUAGAGGGUUAAGGUGGCUUGUCAACACCCCUGUCCCCUCCACAUGUUUGUU